GAAGAUUCUGGAGCCUUUCUUUCAAUGCAUUAACUCUCGUACGAGAGCUAUUUGCAUAAAGUCUUUCAAGUAUCACCCAAGCUUCAUGCGAGAGUGCAGGCGUGCAAGCAACGUGGGUUCGGCGCAGCAGACGGCAAGGGCUGGUUCGGUGCAGCAGCAAGGGCGUGAUUGCAGGAUCUGGGCGCAGAGCAGGGAGCAGAGGCGUAGGUGCAAGGCUCGUGCGCUGGGCAGGGGUGCUGGUGCGCAGGGCGCUGGGGUGAGGGGAUCUGGUGCGGGAGCUGGUGCGCAGGUUCGGUGCAGGGCAGGGAGAAGGCCGGGUCGGGAGAGAGAAAAGUAAAAGAAAAAUGGAAGGAGGAGGUUCUGGAGAAAAAAAAGAUUUAAUCUUUU
Messenger RNA from Rubroshorea leprosula, 387 nucleotides. Lineage: Eukaryota; Viridiplantae; Streptophyta; Magnoliopsida; Malvales; Dipterocarpaceae. The record is from the annotation of a GenBank genome assembly.